UUUUUACAGAUUUGAAAAUAUAAGCUACUAUUCUUUACCUUUUGCCUUGUAAAAUGCUAUUUCAAAUGGAGUCAACGUGGCAGAGUGCUUGUGUAGCUUGCACAGGGUCCCUAGCACUGUAGGACAGACACAGUAGCGGUGGCAAUCAUUUAACUUCCCCGCUUUUCCAGAGGUAUGUAUCAGCAAGCAGAGCUAAUUAGCACCCAGCUUGCAUGGACAGGCAGAGAGGUACUUGGCAGAGGAAGCUAUUGAUGAGUAGGGAAAUAAUCCUGGCCACUCGCUGGUGAGACGCAGGGCCCUCCACAACAGCCUGUAUGCCCAGAUGCCUCCCUCAGGCAGAUAGCUCGUUCCCAGUUAUCGUUUCUCUGGAACUCAUACGGGCCACUCCCCUUGAUGCAAUAUCUGGGUUUGGGCAAAAAGGAGGGUGCUGCCAAGCCCGCCCAUUCGAGCAUUUGGGCCAGCUCCCCUUUUCGCAACUAUUUAAGCUUCAUUGCAACCCCGACCUCAGCACCAACAUCUGCUUCCUGCAGCAAGGUGGCUAGGAUGGACACAGAGCUUCAUUCUGGAACAGAACAGUGUCUCAGGGCAAGCUAAGUUUGCCGGAGACCCUCACACCAAACAGGCCAGCGUAAUGGUUUUUCAAGGAGUCUGGACAAGUCCGAUCAUGUGGUUUUUCUACAGCAUGACCUCAGGUUUUCUCACUGAUGGAGUGUCUGUUCUGCCUGCUCCACAGAACUUUUCUAUACAAUCAACCAACAUGAAGCAUUUCUUGAUGUGGAACCCAGUGACCCAGCCAGGGGAGACGAUAUUCUAUUUUGUGGAGUACCAGGGGGAGUAUGAGAGCCUGUACAUGAGCCACAUCUGGAUCCCCAGCAGCCAGUGCUCACCUACCAAAGACCUGGAGUGUGAUGUCACCGAUGACAUCACUGCCACGGUGCCCUAUAACUUCAGGGUCAUGGCAAUGGUGGGCUCACAAACUUCAGCCUGGAGCAACCUGGAGCACCCCUUUAAUCGAAAUACAACUGUCCUUACCCCACCCAGGAUGGAGGUCGCUGAACAUGGGCUGCAUCUGGUUAUUGAGCUGGAAGACCUGGGGCCCCAUUUUGAGUUCCUUGUGGUCUACUGGAGGAGGGAGCCUGGCGCUGCGGAACAUGUUAAGGUGGUAAGGAGUGGGGACAUUCCAGUGCACCUAGAAACCAUGGAACCAGGGGCCGUGUACUGCGUGAAGGCGCAGGCGCUGGUGAAAACCAUCGGGAGGCACAGUGCCUUCAGCCAGCCUAUUUGUGUGGAGAUGCAAGGAGAGUCUCUUCCGCUGGCACUGGCUCUGUUUGCAUUUGUUGGCUUCAUGCUGAUUCCCAUGGCUGUGCUACUCUCUGUCUGGAAGAUGGGCCAGCUGCUCCGGUAUUCCUGCUGCCCCACCGUUGUCCUCCCAGACACCUUGACAAUAACCAGUUCAUCCCAGAAGCUAAUCACCUGCAGGAAGGAGGAGGUGGACGCCUGUGCUCUGGCCGUGCCGUCCUCGGAGCAGCUCUUUGGGGUCUGGAUCUCACAGACUUGAGAAGGACCUGAUGGAUUAACAGCCUGGUCUGCAGGACUCAGAACCCUGGAUGGGAAGGGUUGUGCUUCUGUGUUCCUCUGUGGACAAAAGACAAAGAGAAGAAGUAACAGGAGCCUGCUGUGUGCAUGUCUGGCAGCAACUUCAGAGGCAAAGUGGCGUGACCAACAAGAGUGACAGAAAUAGUCUGGAGAAGUGAUUCCCAGACCUGUAGUUACCAUGUGCUCACUGAAUAACAGUGGAGAAAAUGGCUUCACUGCUGUGGACCCCCGCUCUGUCACUUGUAGCAGGGAUGAACAAGACUGUUUCAAUGGUUUCUCCCCUCAUCUCUGUAUGUGUACAAACCAGCGCUUGCAACGUGGCAAGGAAACUGGUGGCACUGUGCACAACGGUGAGUUCAGAUCUUGCGGAGUGUGGGGCAUAUGUGUGUACCAAGAGUGAUAAGAGAACUCAGCUGGAUGUAUAAUCUCAGUACUUAGGAGGAGCAGGAGAGAAAAAUCACAGCCUGGACGACACGGCGAAACUCUGUCUGAAGUAAACAACCAAACAACCAAGAGUAACACACCUUUUAUCAAACCAAACUUGGACCACUGUUGGUUUGGACUUCCCUCUUUACCAGAGGAAACCUGAGGAGGGAAGGAAGAAUGGGAGGGCCAUUUCACUUCAAGCCAAAUCCUGGCUGAAGUGAUAAGUCAGCACACUCUGCUGAGGGUGACAUCGAGGGAGGCCAUAGCCUGUCCAUGAUGGGACAUGCGUGGAUGUCACUGUGGGUUCAUGAAAUGUUAUCGGAUCCUAGGACCUUGUCCACAGUAAAUCCCACGAGCUCUCUUCCUCAGGACAAUUCACUCAGGGUUUCUCAACCCCUCCCAGAUGCUCAUCAGGAGCCCCUGACUAGUGGCAUAGCCAUUUCUUACUACCUCCAGGUAGGGAGGUAGGGGUGGGGAACAGGAUCGGUCAGAGGAAGACAAAGGGAGGCAGCUUCAUCUCUCUCUACAGAGUCAGGCUCACCACCACUUCCCAGUUCUGGAACUUGGAGCUGGUUUGCCUCUGCCCUAACUUCCUGGGCCUCUCCAGCCACACAAGGGUAGAGACAGUAUAACGGCUUCAACCAGGUGCUUCCCCUCUGUCUUCAGUGCAGAUGCCAACGGCCCUACCUUGGGGACUCCAGGAGAAAGGGCAGAUAUGCAGGGGUGUGAGCUGAGGCUCCCUGCCUUUGUUCUGUUCUGUAUAUUUCCAUCUUGACUCUUUUGUGAAGCGUGUGAUAAAUUUUAUAUUUCAACUGGUCUGGAAACAUGUGCUGUUUACAGAAUUAAAAAUUGCACACUAACAUUGGCCGUCCUCUUUUCUCCCCUCUCUUCCCUGCUUCCUUACCCCAGGGACCUCAUUCCUCUGCUACCAAAGCUCAGAAUAAAGAAAUAACCCAACCUUCCUCUGUUACAGUUUCUCAUGGCAUUCUAGCUGGUUUUGCUGGCCUCUGUAGCUACACAGAGACCUCUCUCAAUUAUUCUAUUGUCUCUUUAGGUCCCCAACCUCAGAAACAAAGCUUGCUCCUGAUGGGAGUGUAGCUACCUCCUCAAAGCUGGCUUACUCUCUCCUGGAAUCCUCUUUCCUCCCUCUACCUGUGUAACAGUUUUAACUGUCAGUUUCAUACUAUCUAGAAUCGAGUAGGAAGAUUCUGAGUGAGGGACUGUCUAGAUCAGAAUGGCCUGUGCUCACAUCUGUGGGGGAUUGUCUUGGUUAUGUUAAUGAAUGCUGCCUUUGAUCACUCGGAGGCUUCCCACAGACCCAGGUUCCCUACUUGUGCCUCACAGAACACUUAGCACCAUGCAAAAACAAAACCAGGCUUUAUGGGGCUUAGGCUGCAAUGAACAAUGGGGAAAUGAUUAAGCAAUAAGGUAUUAUUAGUAAGUGAAUUAUUAGUAUACUGAGAGUUUAUAGCGUUACAAAAAAGUGAAAAGGAUAGAGCAUAAAAUAGGCCUGGAGCAGGUCACAGCCAUCUCAAGAUGAAAAUGAACGAAAACACCGGAACCCACACUUCUGUCCCCAUGUAGCCACAUGGUGUGAGAGAUUAUGUGUGAUUUGUGUCAUAGUAACUUGGCAACAAAUCCUCAGGGGGGUGUGCUGUCUAAAACAAAAUUUAUUCAGUGUUUGUACGGUUUCUAUUGAUAGUUCUUUUAUAAGUUAUUUUCCUAAGCUAUCUGAUAAAGCAAAUGAAUAUUCUUUAUUCUUAAAGAACCUGGCUUUUGGGAUCAAAACUGUGGAGGGUCAAUUGUGGACAUCAAAAUUUGCAUAGGAACAGUGUGUUGUUAGAACCAAAUCUUUGAUGGCCAGAGUUAAUGUCAACUUAGGACAAGCUAGAGUCAUCUGAGACAGGGAACCUCAAUUGAGAAAAUACCUCCAGAAGACUGGGUUGUACGCAAGCCUGCAGGACAUUUUCUUAAUUAGUGAUUGAUGGGGAAGGGCCCGGUUCAUUGUGGACAAUGCAAUCCCUGGGCUGGUCUUCCUGAGUUCUGUGAGAGAGCAAGGCCAAUGGCCUCUGUGUCAGCAACUGUCGAUGGGUUCCUGCCCUGCUUGAGUUCCUACUCUGACUUCCCUCUGCGAUGGUUUAAAAGUGCAAGCAAAAUAAACCCUUU
Apodemus sylvaticus (European woodmouse) is the source of this 4188-nucleotide messenger RNA. RefSeq names its product interleukin 20 receptor subunit beta (gene Il20rb). The record is from RefSeq and is a predicted model, not a curated record. Gene Ontology annotation, molecular function: interleukin-20 binding. Bases 632 to 1558 code for a protein of 308 amino acids. The transcript has 7 exons. NCBI's taxonomy places the organism in Eukaryota, Metazoa, Chordata, Mammalia, Rodentia, Muridae.